Molecule: messenger RNA, 664 nt
Organism: Neltuma alba
Lineage: Eukaryota; Viridiplantae; Streptophyta; Magnoliopsida; Fabales; Fabaceae
Product: non-specific lipid-transfer protein 1-like
Exons: 2
Coding region: 39-389 (116 amino acids)
Biological process (GO): lipid transport
Molecular function (GO): lipid binding
Source: RefSeq, a predicted model, not a curated record
UCUCUGCUAAAUCAAAUCACACACACACAAGUACCAAAAUGAAGAAGGUAGCGGUGGCCUUGGUGAUGGCUUGCAUGCUAAUCGGAGCAAGCUUUGUGGAGGUUGAAGGGAACUUGACAUGUGAUCAAGUUACCAUAUGGCUGACUCCAUGCAUAAGCUAUGCCGUGCUCGGAGGAGAUGUGUCGCCGCUGUGCUGUCAAGGUGUUCACUCUCUCAAUGCCGCGUAUAAGACCGCUGACGACCGGCGAGGAGCAUGCCAGUGCAUCAAAGACAAGGCUGCUAAUAUUCCUGGGAUUAACUAUGAUCGUGUCAACCAAGUUGGCCCUAAAUGUUCUUCUAAUUGUCCAUACAAAGUCUACCCUACCACUGACUGCUCCAAGGUGAAGUAAGCAAAAAAGGGUGGAAACUGCCAUCUCUCAUCAGUAUCAGUAGGAAAGCAGAAAAGAUGGCUGACUAAAUAAUAAUACUAGAAAUACAAAAUAAAUAAGGUGUAUGGAUGGUAUUUAUCGGUCCAAUCAUCAACUUGAAUAAUUUGUAAGCUGAAUAAAAGUUUGCACUUAUGUUUAAGUAUUGAUCUGUUCUGUUGUUCUCUGUUAUAAUUUGAGUAGUCCCCUCAUAUCGUACCAAAGCUUGGUUUAAUUAAUUUCCAUGCGGAUUUAUAUUU